This is a messenger RNA of Phycodurus eques (leafy seadragon), 1690 nucleotides long. Its product is annotated as dynein beta chain, ciliary-like. The coding region runs from base 549 to 1559 and encodes 336 amino acids. Lineage: Eukaryota; Metazoa; Chordata; Actinopteri; Syngnathiformes; Syngnathidae. The transcript has 5 exons. The record is from RefSeq and is a predicted model, not a curated record.
UUGAUCGGCUCCGCAAAAGACAUUUACUCCGCGUCGCCAUCGUGCACAGUAUAUUUGAAUCCAAAAACUAGUUUAUUUUGAGCCUUGUCGCGCGGCUUUUGACGUAGUCCUGUAAAUAUCCGACGGCCAAUAAAUGUAUUUUAAAAAAACAUGUCGGCGGUGUGGAACAGACAACACGUCAUGCCCGGAUCAGACGACGAGACAAAUUUGCUCUUUCGCGCUUGCACUAUGGCAGACUACUGCAAUAAAACCUUGUAUUGCGAUAGCAUAGCACCGCAUCCCGUUUUUGACGAUCAUUGGGCUUUAUCUGGUCAACUCAAAUGCGACCGGAUACACUCGUUACCGUGGCGACGACAACAAGAGUGGAGCGAGCUGACUUUGUAUUAUGAGGACAAAAAAGGGGGAAAACGUGCGUCGGUGGUCACCGGUGCUCAGGACAGCCUUAGACGUUGGUUUAAGGCUCGCUUGAGGUGAUCUGCCCGUUGCUUAGCAACCCCGCCAACGAGGCCGGCUGGGCUCCGGGCGCGGCCGAGGAGACGCUGGACUUGAUGGAGAGGCUCAAGAACCGAGCGCUCGUCGUCAAGGCUCAGAAGGAAGGAUGGACUUUCCUGCCGCUUCCCAAACGUCUCCAUGACGACCAGGAGAGGACGCCUUGCGACGUGAAGCUCCUCCACGCCUGCGAGGGGCUCAUCGUGGAGUGGGCGGGGCUGGUGUCGGACUUCCUGCGGCAGAACCCGGCCCGGCCGCUCGCGGAAGGACUCGAACCGCGACCUUCCGAGGAGUUCGACUUCUGGAGCAACAGACUGCGGAACCUGGAGCUCAUCCUGCAGCAGAUGACGAGCGGCGGCGCCCGGCGGGUGGCGUCCUUGCUCGGGUCCGCCGAGGGGGCGUACCGCUCCGCCUUAAAAGACAUGCACGCGGACGCGCAAAAAGGUACGAAACGAAACGAAAGCCACGUCGGCGGCCGAGCGGCGACGUCGUCUCGGCUGACAUUUGACCCCGCAGGACUGGCAGAGGCCCAGGACGCCGACGACAACCUUCGACCUCUGCGGUGCGAAGUGGAGCGACUGGAGCUGCUGGAGUACCCGCAGGUAAAAGGUGAACGCGGGUCACGUGACGUGCGAUGUCACUCAAGCGCCUGUGACCGACAGCUGCGGGACAACAUGGCCGCCGUGAUGCAGACGGUGCGCCGGCUGUGGAUCGGGUCGCGCUUCCACUGCAAACCGUGCUGGAUCGUGGUCCUGCUGCAGGAGAUCUGCAACCUCUUCAUCCACCGGAGCAGGGAGUUCCUGAACGGACAGGAAGUGAUGCGCGGCCUGGUUUCGGACCCCGCGCGGGUUCUCGACGACGUCCGAGUGGUGACCUUGACUUUGCAGACUCUCAAGGACAAAUACAUCCAUCACAGAAUGCUCCUGGAACAGCAGGUCUCGGCUCACUUUUCACAGUUUCGCGACUUGCGACCGCGCGACACGAGUCAGCUUCGCGGGACACGCGGUCACGCUCAUUCGGGCCAAAGGAAAACACUCACAAGGAGCGUGGACCCGACGCCCCCGCGCUAAACGGCUAACCCGAACCGCUCCCGCUCCUGACGGUCGCUCACGAGGCCCCGCCCCUUAAAGGCGAAGGGGCGUGUGCCUUUAAGCGGAGUGAAAAAAUAUAUUUCUUAACCGAAAAUAUAUUUGGCGGGGGC